UUUUCUCUGAUCAUGGAAAAUGUUUCUGUUGUAAGAAUUUUCACUCUCUCAGGUUUAAAUGAGACAGUAAAUUACAGAGUAACUCUCUUUUCACUCACUUUACUGUAUUACUGUGUGAUUUUGUUUGUCAAUAUCUCUCUCAUCAUGAUUAUCAUCUUAGAUGAAAACCUGCAUGAACCUAUGUACAUCUUAUUGUGCAGUUUUUGCAUUAAUGGACUUUAUGGGACCACAGGUUUCUACCCUAAAUUCCUCUUAGAUCUACUGUCUAAAUCUCAUGAAAUCUCAUAUGAAGGGUGCCUUUUACAGGCUUUUGUCAUGUACUCAUUUGCUUGCUGUGAUUUGUCUAUUCUAGCUGUUAUGGCCUACGACAGAUAUCUGGCUAUAUGUCGACCACUGCACUACCACUCUUUCAUGAGUAAGAAGAGGCUCUCACAGCUCAUAUGUUUCUCCUGGUUAACGCCUUUCUGCAUUUUCUCCGUCAGUAUUAUACUAACAUCUACACUGAAGUUAUGUGGUUCAAAAAUUGAGAAACUCUUCUGUGUGAACUGGGUAAUUGUUAAACUGGCUUGCUCUGACACUAACACUGUUGCAAGUAAUAUUAUUUCAUAUUCAAUAAUAUUCAUAUAUGUGUCUCAUGGAUUGUUCAUAAUGUGGACUUACAUGCAUCUUGUUAUAACUUGUGUGAGGUCCAAAGAAGACAGGGUGAAGUUUAUGCAGACAUGUGUGCCCCAUUUAGUCUCUUUAUCCACAUUUCUUGUUGUAAUAGUUUUUGAUCUGAUGUACAUGCGAUUUGGCUCCACAGAUUUACCUCAAAGUAUUCAAAACUUAAUUGCAAUAGAAUUUCUGCUUAUUCCUCCUGUUAUGAAUCCUCUAAUAUACGGAUUUAAACUGACCAAAAUACGAAAUAGAGUUUUAGGUUUAAUCUAUGUUGACAGAAAAUGACCUCCUUCCAUUAAGUUUAAACUCUUAAAGGUAGAAGUAAUGUUCUAAUGUAUAAAAUAAUCCAUAUAUUAUGAUUUUGUUGAGGACUGCAGGCCUCAAUACUAACAAUGUGUUUAACUUGUACCUUUUUGAUGAUGUGUUAUGCUUUAUGAAAUGUGAAAUAAAUACAUGCAGUCCUGUAACAUUUAACUCUUGUAUCAGAGCUUUUUGUAAAUAUAAUUAAUGGAAUAUUUGUUACUGCACAGCCAUGAUAUGAGUCAUUUUUUGGGGCUCCUCUGACAUUAAACAACUGCUUUCACAG
Molecule: messenger RNA, 1243 nt
Organism: Dicentrarchus labrax (European seabass)
Lineage: Eukaryota; Metazoa; Chordata; Actinopteri; Moronidae
Product: olfactory receptor 142-like
Exons: 2
Coding region: 13-942 (309 amino acids)
Biological process (GO): G protein-coupled receptor signaling pathway
Cellular component (GO): membrane
Molecular function (GO): olfactory receptor activity; G protein-coupled receptor activity
Source: RefSeq, a predicted model, not a curated record